CUCUUGCACAAAUCAUGUCCCUAACCGUCAAACCUAAUCAGGAGGAGGAUAAUAAACCAUUGGCACUACACGGUACAAUAUAUGCUCAUUAUAUUGGUGUAUAUAAAACACCAAUUACCCAUCAAAUUUACAAACGAGAUGCUGAUGAUGUCCCUGACAUUUUAGGAAUCGACGGUAGUUUGACUCUCAAUGGUCCGGAUUAUUUGUGUCACCCUGAUCAUGCUUAUUUGCAUUUGAUUCAAAGUAGUAGAGUAGACGUGAAUUUAUAUGAUCAGACCAACAACAUAUUUGCAGGAAUAUCUUUCUAUUUGGAUAAUGAUAUCGAUAAUAGUUAUUACGAGCAAGUUAAAUCUAUGGUAAUUCCUUGCCAACAAGGGUCCCUUACUCUUCACUACAUUGCGAUUCCAUUUGGUAUUCAUUCUCGAUUACAAGUUACAAUUCCUAUGACAAAAGAACAGUUUGAAAAACAUGAAAUUUACAAUGUCAAUGGGAAAAUUGUUGCUCGCUAUACUGACACGUAUGGAAACUAUUCAGCUCAAGAGUGUGUCCUUUUCAAGAAGCAAGAUGAUGAGUUUGAGCGAGUUGAAUCUGGUCAUGUAAAACUUUCCCGAUGUUGGGUGUCGUUACCUGCAUAUUCAUCCCUUAUCAUUGAAGUGGAUUUAUCAGAGUUUGGAUCAAGGCGAAAGAUUGCAAAGUGUACUAAAAAGUUGUUACCUCGACAAGGGUUGAUGUCUGUAGGAUCGUUAUUGUCAGGUGAUAUAGAUAUAUGGGUUGGUGCAGCAUGGUUCUCACCUGAUCCUUUUGGACGAAUUGAUUAUAGGUGUUCAACCAGUUUGCCACAAAUCCCGGCAGAAAAUCUGAAACAAAAUAUUGAAGAGAUGGAUACCGAUGGAGAGGACAAGUCCUCUGCCGAUGAUGAUGGUGAGUCUACUGACGAUGAUGAUACUGAUGGAGAUGACGAGUCUUCUAUGCAUGCUUUUUCCAAAGAAAAAAAGUGUUCUGGUUCUUUUGAUGAUGGCGAGUCUCUUGUUGCUGACGAGUCUGGUGAUGUGUUGUCAUCCAGCCUUAACCGCGGCUCGUGGUGUCUUCCCUCUCAUAAAAAUAUACCACGGUCAUCUUUUGCUGUGGAGAUAUUCUCGGUCUUUAUUGGUCGAGAAAAGUCAAAACCAGUGCAGAUUUACGGUUCAAUUGAAGUUUUGUGUGACGAUAGAGAACUUUGUUAUAUCUUUAAAAGAGAUGAAAAUGAGGCAUUGAUGUUAUCUGAGGAUUUAAAAUUCAUACCUAUACCAGAUGGAUCUCGGGCUUUUUCCGAUUGUAGUUCACUGAAAAUGAAGUUUGACAUCAAAGAUAUUGAGGGUUGUUUAGCUAUAAAAGGCUACGUGGACUGGGCGGCUUCGACUCUUGAUUCUCCUUUUUGGUACAAGAAGCAGUUGUGUAAUUUAAUUCAGGGUCAAAAAGGAGGAUUUGCGUCGGUACAUUAUUCAAUUUUCGAAUAUGCGGUUCGUGUUACCAUUAAGGUGUUAUUAAACCUCAAAUCAGAGAGUUUUGAUGUUAAUCCUAAGGUUUGGGGUAGCCUUGUAACUCAAUAUAGUAGUCAUGAUUAUUCAUCGUGCUAUAAGAAAGACAACUACCGGUGUGUGUUGUUCAAUAGGACUCAAGAUGAUCCGUUUCAAAUAAGUGAUGAUUCGACAAUUUCACUUUCAAGGUCUACGAUUGUCGUGCCAUCAUAUUCCUCUCUUAUUGUCGAUAUAGACCUUUCUGGCUUCUCCGAGCAAAAGUUGUCAUGUGUUAAAAUGAUUAAGAUUGGUGAAGGUUUCAAGACUGUAGAGACAAAUGAUUAUCUCUUUCGUAUUGAGUUAGAUUGGUGUAAGGUUAAGUGAUAUUUAUUGUAUAGGUGUUUCUGACCUUUAAAUAAACUUACAAGUGAGAUUAUGUUAUUGCUUUUGUGGAGGUUGUUUAGCUAUUUUUUGCCUUCAAAUAGAUUUCAAACUAUAAGAGUUAUUUAUUGACAUACUUUAUUUAACCUUCUAAACUUGCAUUUGGAGAU
Molecule: messenger RNA, 2047 nt
Organism: Trifolium pratense (red clover)
Lineage: Eukaryota; Viridiplantae; Streptophyta; Magnoliopsida; Fabales; Fabaceae
Exons: 5
Coding region: 15-1880 (621 amino acids)
Source: RefSeq, a predicted model, not a curated record